Molecule: messenger RNA, 6479 nt
Organism: Melanotaenia boesemani (Boeseman's rainbowfish)
Lineage: Eukaryota; Metazoa; Chordata; Actinopteri; Atheriniformes; Melanotaeniidae
Product: CCR4-NOT transcription complex subunit 6
Exons: 12
Coding region: 216-1895 (559 amino acids)
Biological process (GO): nuclear-transcribed mRNA poly(A) tail shortening
Cellular component (GO): CCR4-NOT complex; cytoplasm; nucleus
Molecular function (GO): protein binding; poly(A)-specific ribonuclease activity
Source: RefSeq, a predicted model, not a curated record
GUUAUAGAUUUUAUUUGCUUUGGUUAACAGCUGUUGGACCUUGUAGACGCUGACCAAUGGGAUGCGGCUGCGCUGUAAUCGACAGUGGAAAAAAAAAAAAAAAAACCUUACAGUCGCCAUGAUACAGCAGCGGAAACGGGGAAGAAGUAGCUAGAAAACAAAAGAGAACACGCAGUCGUCCUCGCGAUUUGGUAUGCUCUUGCAGUGUUAUAGGAAUGCCCAAGGAAAAAUAUGACCCGCCAGAUCCCAGGCGGAUGUACACAAUUAUGUCCAGCGAGGAGGCAGCAAAUGGGAAGAAGUCAUACUGGGCUGAGCUGGAAAUCAGUGGUCGAGUAAAGAGUCUCAGCACAGCCCUGUGGUCUCUCACCCACCUCACUGCCCUGCAUCUCAGUGACAACUCUCUGUCACGCAUCCCGCCAGACAUUGCCAAAUUACACAACUUGGUGUACCUGGAUCUCUCAUCCAAUAAGAUCAGGACUCUGCCGGCAGAGCUCGGCAACAUGGUGUCACUCAGGGAAUUGCUUUUAAAUAACAACCAGUUGCGGGUUCUGCCAUUUGAAUUGGGAAAACUCUUUCAGUUACAAACACUGGGGUUGAAAGGAAACCCACUUGCACAAGAAAUUAUGAGCCUCUACCAGGAACCUGAUGGCACACGGAGAUUGCUCAGCUACUUGUUAGACAAUCUGGCAGGGGCUAUCAAGCGCACACCAGCAGAGCAACCCCCAGCCCGGUCAUGGCUCCCACUCCAGGAACCAGACCGAACACGUCCUUCAGCUUUGUUCUCUGUGAUGUGCUACAAUGUGCUGUGCGAUAAGUAUGCCACACGACAGCUAUAUGGCUACUGUCCAACAUGGGCUCUGAACUGGGAGUACCGGAAGAAAUCCAUCAUACAGGAGAUUCUGGGCUGCAACGCAGACAUCAUCAGUUUGCAGGAAGUUGAAACAGAGCAGUACUACAAUUUCUUCUUGCCUGAGCUGAAAGAGCAAGGAUAUGACGGGUUCUUCAGUCCAAAGUCACGAGCUAGAACUAUGUCGGAGUCUGAUCGCAAACAUGUGGACGGAUGUGCAAUUUUCUACAAGACGGAAAAGUUCAGUGCGGUGCAGAAGCACACUGUGGAGUUCAACCAGCUGGCCAUGGCUAACUCCGAGGGCUCUGAGGCUAUGCUGAACAGGGUGAUGACAAAGGACAACAUCGGUGUAGCUGUGCUGCUAGAGGUCCGCAAAGAGAUGAUGGAGAUGUCCUCUGGUAAGUCACUCCAUGGCAUGGAGAAGCAGCUUCUCCUGGUAGCCAAUGCCCACAUGCACUGGGAUCCAGAGUACUCCGACGUCAAGCUGGUCCAGACCAUGAUGUUCCUGUCGGAGGUGAAGAACAUAGUGGACAAGGCCACCCGAAGUCUCAAGUUAUCGUCUGUCUCUGGUGAGACCAAUGCCAUUCCACUGGUGCUGUGCGCUGACCUCAACUCUUUGCCAGACUCUGGUGUGGUGGAAUACCUGAGUACUGGUGGAGUGGACUGCACCCACAAAGACUUCAAGGAGCUCCGUUACAGUGACUGCCUGACCAAAUUCAACUGCAAUGGCAAGAACAGCACGUCCAACGGCAGGAUCACCCACGGCUUCAAGCUGAAGAGCGCCUACGAGAACAGCCUGAUGCCUUACACCAAUUACACCUUCGACUUCAAGGGUGUCAUCGACUAUAUUUUCUACUCCAAGCCUCACCUGAACGUGCUGGGUAUCUUGGGCCCUCUGGACCCCCACUGGCUUGUAGAGAACAAUGUCAGCGGCUGCCCACAUCCCCACAUCCCCUCUGACCACUUCUCCCUCUUUGCUCAGCUGGAGUUACUCCUGCCCAACGUGCCCUCCCAGGUCAACGGGCUUCACCUGCCUGCACGCAGGUAGUGAGACCCUGCCAUACCACCAGGGGGAGCUGCAACCGCAGCUUCUCCCUCCUAAUCCCGCUCCCUCCCACUACCAGCUCUUCCUUCCACCACACUGGAGGAGGAAGACACAGAAAAAAAUAAAACAACAAAAAAUGAAAAAAAUACAACCUGUAAAAUAUUCGUACAGUGAGGUCUGGCUGACAGGGAUUUUCGUAUAAUGUUAUAGAUAUUCUAUAUUUUUCUUUUUUCUUUCUGUUUUUCUUUUUAUGUUCUUUUUUAACUGCUUGAUUCAGUCCUGUUUGUGUAUCAUAUUUUGUGUUUUGGACUCCCUUUCCUCAUCAAAUUCAACAACCCCACCUACUUUGCUUCUGUCUUUUAAACUAGAGUGGAUGGUAGCUCCAUCAGAUUCGUCACAUAGGCCACUGUUUGGUUAAGAGAGCAAAGGGGAACUUAAAAACGGCUAGGUGGAUGACAAUUACCUGAAAAGCUUCAGAGCUGAUGGUCUGCCUGUCUGUCUGUCCUGUAUAAAUUUAAAACCAGCAAAGACAGCGGACGUGUCAGUCUCAGACCUCCAUCUUGGCUUUUUUGCUCGUUGUCUGUUUUUGGCCGCAAGCAUAAACACAUCGAGGUGUAGUCGGAGCAGCUGUUUACCGGUAGUUAAUCAUCCCUGGAGGUGGAUGCAGUGCAGCUCAUAUGAGGUGAGAUUUCCUGCUGUCAUUCUGUGGUGCUGAGGCCUUUUUGUGUAGUCAUGGCCUCCCGUGGUGCUACAAGAUAGUCUACACCUCUGACCCCAGCUCUGGUGCAUUAGCCCCCAAACCCACAGUUGCCUAGAGAACUAGAACGCCCAACCUACAUUUGCCUGAUCUCACAUCGGCAACAUGUAGCGAUAAAGCUAGGAUGUUGUGAGAAUCCGAGAGCAGCUACCAUCCUAUUUGCAGACUGUUUUUACCCCAGCUUGUAUAGUUAAGUUAGGCUUGUGCUUGGGAGCUCAUGUGGCCCAUGUAUCACCUUUUUUAGAGAGAGGAGCAAGGGAUUUAGGCUGAUUGGCAAAGCAAUGGGGGCCUAUCACAAAUCUUUUCUUUUGUUGUGAUUGCUUUUAGGCAGAGAGAGCGAGUAAUGGUUGAUACAUCGGGAUAAAACCAGCAUUUCUCUCACUGUCAGGAGUUGCCAUCCAACUCCACACAUGCAAGCUUACACACACACUAACACACACACACACACGUUCAAUUUGCAGGCAGAUUUGUAGCACUGUCUCCGAGGCCAGUAGUGACUUUCCCCAGCCAUAAGUUCCAUACACAAAAGCAGUGUUUUUUUUUUGGUUGGUUUUUUUCACAAGUGUUUGUACAGAAAAAGAAAUCCAGACUCAGUCUUUACAUGAUUGUAUAUGAACCACAAAAGACCUGUUUUCUGGCGUUUUUUGUACGAAGAGUAAAUUAUGAUCAGAUUUGAAAAGAAAAAAAAAAGAAGAUUGUAUUGUAAACUAUGGCUAAAUUUUUAUCCAGUUAAUGUUAAGAUGAAUUGAUAUUACCAGCUUGUACAAAAGACGUAAGAAGAGGUUGUUCGAGGCGUUCGCUGUCACUUCUUUGCACUCCCUAGAGAUUAACUGUAAUUAACAUGUCAUUAUUGUAUCAUUUUUUAACUCCCUUUUCUCUCUGCGGUUGGUUUGAUUUGCCGGCAUAUUGCUGCAAUGUAAAUAGACACCAAGUAAACUCUGCCUGUUGCUUCUUGCCCAUUAACAAAGCCAUUGAUCCACACUGCUGCCAUUGGUUCUGACUAAAGGACAUGCAAGAAUGAGUCACAUCUGUUCAUCUACGUGUCUCCCUCAAAAGUGACGUGUGAUCGACAUAAAUCCCACAUGUACAUUGUGCCUCACUGUAGCAGUAGACGUCGUCUUGCACUACUUCCAUGCGACGAACGCCCGAACAACCUUUUCUAAUUUUAUUUUUAAAUACUGUUGAGACAUUUGUGAAGAUUUUAUGUCCUUUUGUUUUGUUAAUGUUCAUUUCCUUUUUUAUGAGAUGUGAAGAUGUAAUGAUGAUGUGUAUAUCCUUCCUAUUCAUUUGAGCUCUCUAUAGUAAUCAGGUAUGCUUUUUUUCCACCGACCCUCUCUCCUCUGCAAGGAAUAUGAGAAGGGUGUCUUAUCUUUGUAAAUUCACUAUCAGAUUGUUUUAAUCCCUCUUUGUACCUAAGCACAGCUCCAUGCCCAGGCCCCCCAGAAACACCUGGCUCCUAAGCUUUUCUUCCUGGCCACGAAUUUUAAAUCUCCUGUCCAUUUCCUCCUCUCUAAUAAACCACGUGACCUCAGACUGAAUCUAACUUCUACACUGCUCAAGCUGGGUCUUUUAAAACCCUUUUCGCCCAACUCUUUGUAUAGUUCUACCCUUAUCACUGCAGCUAUAGUGCCAUUUGGGGAGCUCCUACCUCUGUAUUGGAAAGGGUGGGAGGCCCACUUUUCUCUCCUUUUGGAUGAAAAGGGAUGAGGGUCAGUGAGCUUACUUGUUGCCAUCUGUGAAUUGGAUUUGUUACAUCCCAAAGAAAUAAAUUAAAUCUGUCAACAGUGACGUGAAUAUUUAAACAGUCACGCUUUUACACGGAUGAUGAGAACUUAGUAGAUUCAGAUGCAGCUCCCCUCACUCUGUCUAGUCAUACACGUAAAUAAAGAUCCCAUUACUUUAUAUGUUGAAAUGAAUUUUUUAAAGCAAGCAGGAAGCAGGUAAAUGAGGAGUAUGGAAGUACUCUUCAGCUUAAGGAAUCUUGUUUCCCUUUUUUUUCUAAAUUUUUUACCUUAUUCCAUGAAAACCAAUGUGUCCAGUUUGAUUUUUUUUUUCUUUUUUUCUGAAUGGCAUUAGUAUUGUAGUAGAUUCUAAAGGGUAGCUUUUUCCCUUUUUUGUAAAGUGUGAAUAAAAGAUGUAUCUCAUGUUUCCUUUCUAAAAAGAUACUGAAUUGUGUUGUGUAAAAUCAUGAAUUCUAUGAUGGUGUUAUGCUUGCAUUGUUUUUAACCUUUCCUCGACUUUCCCUUUCCCUGCUGACUCCCUCCCUCCCCCACCAUCACAAACCAAAUCCUCUGUAGAAAUCAUGAUAAUUUGUUGUCUUGAUAGGUUGAAUGUUCCUGAUUCCUCAGUGCUUAUCGGUGGGAAAGAACCUGCAUCGUUGGUAUCUGUUAAAACUCAACACAGGGAUAUCCUCUUUGUUUUCGUUUUUAUCUCAGCUUUAUUUUGGAUGUUGCGUGGCACUAGCUGGAGAGUGCUAGUGCGCUGUAGGUUAGGGCAGCAGGGCUGUCUUCCUAGUGGCUGCAGUUCAUUAUUAGAGAACACUGUUUUGACAGGUGAAAAACUUGUUUAUGACAAAGCUAAUGAUGUGCCGCUAGACUGGUCCUGUGAAGAUUUUUGCGUACUGUUAAUCCAUCUCAUUCUGUUCUCGUGCAUUACAAGUGAUUAAAUCUGUUAAAGUAGCUAGUUACUGUUGAUAGUUGCUGAUUUGAAUCCCAGGUUGUUUUUGGUUUUUGACACUCCUCUUUCCUCUAAGUAUGUGUCCAAUCAGAGCUGAACUAUGACACGCUGUAAGCCCCAGUGAGUGAUCACGUUGUUGGCUUUUUUCUUCACUGUUGCAUUGUUUCUCAGUUGGCUUGUUAAGUGUAGAGUAAAUGUUUAUUUUUUAUCCCCCUCUCCCCCCCCCCAGGCUGCAUCUCUUUGUAAUGGUGCACACCAAAGCUGCUUGUAGUUCAGUUCUCUGUUGUAGAGCGAUUUCUCUCACCGAUCAGUCACACUUAUUUUCAGAUACAAGUCAUCGUCUUCAUGAAAAGUAGGGCUGUAAGGAAAGCAAGGUACUUUUGUCCUUUUCCUUGAAUCACAUCAACACCCAUCAUCAUACUUUUUCCCACUGUGGUUACUUUGACUUCUCCACCCAUCAGCUAAACUUGGCAAUAAUAUUCAGAAACAUUCACAUUGUUUUUUUUUCUUUGAAGUUGAUCAGGAAAAUGUAGCUGUUUCACCUUUCACACUGGUGGUUCUUUUUCUUUUCUCCAUCUUCAAUAUCCUACAUUUUUUUUUUCUCCCAUAAACCAUUUUUCCCAUUUUCUCUCCUUUUUUUUUUAUCCAUUUUGUAUAUUUGCUCAUCUUCUCCCUGCCUAUUUUAGUGGUAGUUGUUCAAUGAUCAGGAUUGUCUAUCUGUAGUCAGCUGAGUACAUAUAUUGAUCUGUGUCACUGUGUUUAUGCACUGGACCAACUAUUGUUUACCAUUCAUGAAAUACCAGCAAAAAAAAAAAAAAAAGAAGAAUGAUGAAACACUUGCACAAUGUUGUAGAAUGUCCAUUAAUCCUGAUGAGAAAUCAAGGCAGCUGUUUUCAAAUCAACACAUACUGUUUUGAAAUGAAAUUGAAUGGUAAACAAUGCUUUCUGUUGUACCCCUUAGCCGUCCUCUUGAUUCUCUUUGGACUAGUUUUAUUCUUUUUAUUUUUAUUUUUGACUACAGGUUCUGCUUGUUUCCUUUACACCUACCUAUGUAUUUUCCUACUUCUGGUUGAAAAUAAAUUCUGUAUUAUCUGUUUCAAGCUGUGUCACCUCUUAUUCUUUGCAAUGGAUAUUGAAUAAAUUCUAUAUCUGUU